GUGGACUUGUAUCAUUAUCUCCCCUUGACGAACCGGAAGUUGUAAUUCAUUUCAAAAUGGCUUCCAUGUAGAAACAAGUUGUGUUAUUGGAAUGAUGGAUUUUGGUUAGCUGUUCGGGAUGUAGUGUACCCACAGGCAAGCAUUGGAGUGAGGUGGGAAGGGAAGUAGUUUGGCAUGAAGAUACCCAACUGUUAUCAAACUCAAAGCAUCCAUCUCAUAUCAGUCCUACCUGGUCAGCAUUGGCUCACCAGGACAUUUUCACAUCUCUUGCUUCACAAACAACACAUUCAAGUGCCACUGCCUGCUGUAAGAUGGGAGAAGAUUCCCCUGCUAUAGGUGUGUUCUGGGACAUCGAGAACUGCCCAGUCCCAAAAUGGAAAUCAGCCUUGAGUGUAGUUCAGCGGAUACGGGACCGCUUCUUCCAUGGUCACCGAGAGGCAGAGUUCAUGUGUGUUUGUGAUAUCUUAAAGGAACGCAAGGACAUCAUAGAGGAAUUGAACUCAGCACAGGUAGAUAUUAUACACAUCAGUGCCAGCAGUAAGAAUGCAGCCGACGACAAGAUUAAACAGAGUCUACGACGUUUUGCCGACACUCACCCACCACACACCAAGGUUAUUCUCAUCUCAGGUGACGUCAACUUUUCCAUGGACCUUUCUGACCUCCGACACCGAAAAAAUUUCCACGUCAUCCUCAUCCAUCGUGCACACUCUCACCCCUCCCUCAUCGCAUGUGCUAAUGAGCACUUCUGUUUCGAGGAGCUUGUGGAGGAUGUUCCUUGUCGAUCACCAUCUAAGACAUUUGAGGGACUGUCAGAAGUAGAAGUACGGGGUUUCCCCUCCCACAUGCAUACUGAUAAGCUGAGGGCCAGGCUUAAGAAGCUGUCUGAGAACUGUGGUGGGCGUGUCACCAGCAUCACCCAGGACUAUGCCUUGCUCAAGUUCAGCAGUCAUGAAGUUGCACUCAGAGCUCAGAAGAGAAUGGAUGGGGAGGAUGUGUUUGGCCAGAAGAUUAUUGCCCAGAUACCAGCUACAUCAAACACAGGGGACAGCACAGUAGGAUCGCCUCACACAGGUUAUACAAAGAGGUCUAAACUUUCGAUGCCCGGUUUUGGAAGCCCUAAACAUUAUAAUCGACACAGCAGUCCAUCCGGCGACAGACGGACAUUCCGCAACAACUCCCCAUAUCGGGGGUGUGUGAGUGCGCCUGUAGCCAGUGGGUACACCUCAAGCCCUGAGGCCAACAACAGGCCAUCAGAUGUUGAUGCUGACAAACAGCCUGACAACUAUUCUACAAACGGGAAGCGUCCAAGUCGAGAAAUGUUGAUGCUGCAGCAGCAGCGCUACCAGGAGAGUCAGCAUAAGCUGAAUGGGGGCUGUGGAGGAGGGGGAGAUGCUGGGGAUGAGAUGGACGGUACAGGCGAACUGGAUAACCACAGAUACGCUCAGCGAGUUGGGCACUGGUCUGGAGAUGAGAAAGGGAAAAUACAAAGCUACAAGAGAAGGCAUUUCAGUGGAUCUCACUCAGAUGAACAGACCGAGAACUAUCAUUACUAUUCUGCCCUAAGCCAUAAUUCAAGCUUUACCUAUGGGAGUGGCAGCCCUAUCCACAACCCACAGCGUGUCCGACAUGGCAGUGGUCCUUUUGGAUGUCGUCCCAAAAGUGUCCCAUAUGAGUUGGACCACCCAUAUGGCUCUUCAUGGCCUCCACCGCAGGACAAUGAGUUCUUCCACAGAGGGAGCCCAAACUUCCGUUCGUACAGCCCUCGGCGCUACAACUGCAUGAACUCAAACCAAAACAAUUGUAACUAUCAACAAAACAACUACCACAACAACUUUCACAACAACAUCAAUAGUAGCAACAGCUUCCAGCCCAUCAUGCCUGGUGCAUCGCCCCCAGGGUCCCCGCUGACAGAUGGCUCCUCACCCCAGGGGAUGGGCCCAGUAGAGCUAGUGGUCACAAACCUUGACUACAAUAUCAGUGCCAAGGAGUGGAGGAAGAUCCUGUUCACCACCUUUCAUCCUCAUGUCAAGGUUUUGAAUGUGCAUGUGAAGACCCAGCUGGACAACACUUGUAUUGGCAUGAUUAAAGUCCCCACCAUAGAGGAAGCACGUUUUGCAAUCUCCCAGUUUCACAGAAAGAAAAUUGGCUACAAGCGUAUCCAGGUCAGCCUGAAGACGGACGAUGCCCACACAGCAAGCGCAAACAUCCGUGCCGAAGCCAUUGCACUGCUGCAGGAGGCUAAGGGCAAUGUUCUGCCACUCUUCAAGUUCAUCGAACUGUUUGACAAGAGGUACCACAGAUCCAUCAGUGUCUCCGAGCUGUACAAGAUGCGUGACACGCUCGACAUCCGUGAGCAGGGUGGGGCAGGUAGGAUGGUGUAUCUGGCCCCAGUACUUGCCAAACCACCCACCCCACUAGAGGCCUCAGACACAGAGGGGGAGGAUGUUUUGGAGGAGCCUGUCUGUGCCAGUCACUGCCCCGAGGGAAGUGUGUUCUAUGCGGAAGCCAUGAACUCCUCAAUGUUGCCCAAUGUCCGCAUCCAGUUGAAGACGCUCGCUGCCCAAGUCCACUCCAUGCUGCAGUCUCACAAUGGCCACAUGCCACUCAUGAGUUUCCCGGCCUGUUAUGCUGCUGAGUUCAGUGCCCUGGUGUCAGUGAAGGAGGGCGUGCCCCUGGAGCACCUGAUCAGCUGUGUGCCCGGCAUACAGGUGCAAGUGUCUCGGCUGGGUGUCAAGAAGGUGCAGUGGAUGGAGAACCAACCUCCCCAGGCUAUAGAGUUCGGUCGGCAGUCAGCUACAGCCAGCCCCCUGUUGUCUCACCAGCUGGGGCAGAUAAGCCGCGAGGUGACAGAUCUUCUCAAACACAGUGCCAACUGCCGAAUGCCAGUGUCCAAGUUCAUUCCAGCAUAUCACCAUCAUUUCGGGCGUCAGUGUCGUGUAGCAGACUACGGGUACACCAAACUCAUGGAGCUUUUCGAGGCUAUUCCAUAUGCUCUGCAGGUUCUUGGUACCGGAGAUCGUAAGAUCCUGACUUUGAGUCACCGUGCUCAGAUUCGUCGCUUCACUGCUGAUCUACUCAAGGUGCUGAAGGGUCAGCCUGCCAAACAGCUGGCAGUGGAGGAGUUCCCUGAGGCUUUCGAAGCCGUGUUUGGCAAGGCCUGGGAUGUUACGGAGUAUGGAGUCUGCUACAUCGAGGAUCUUCUCAUGGAGAUCCCUCCAUCAACUCUCCUGAUGACUGUGGAGGAAGGGAAGUCUUUUAUUUCGGUUCCCAAGAGAGACCAGACAUCGGAGGAGAUGGAGCGCACUAAACAGUUUGCCCUAGAAGUAGUUGACCUGCUGAAGCACAACCCGCGAUGCCGCAUGCCAUUUAACAAGUUUAUCCCUGCGUACCAUCACCACUUCGGCAGACAGUGUAGAGUAGCCGACUAUGGCUUCACUAAGCUUACUGACCUCUUCGAAGCUGUGCCUCAGGUUGUGGAGCUGGAGGAGGAGGGUGAUGAGAGACUGCUGCGGCUCACGCAGCCAGAGAUGAGGAAGGUUCUGUCUGAACAGAUCACAAACCUGCUCAAGAUACAGCCAGGUCAUGGCAUGGUGAAGGACGAACUUUUACCAGCCUUCACUCGCCAGUUCAGCUUCAAUCUUCACCUACAGGAUUUCCAGGUGGUGUCACUAGAUGCUCUGCUGGCCAGACUGAGACACAUCAUCAGUAUUGAGACCUACAACAAUGUGGAAUAUGUUGUGUUGAUGAAGACCACAGAGUUGCCUCCCCUUGCCCUUCGUGUUCUGCAGCUGCUAAUGGAUCAGAGCUCUGGCUGUCUCCCCCUGGUGGAACUGUGCAGCUGGUACAAGACCACCUUUUCUGAAGAGUGUGAUGUCCAGACCAUCAAGGAGGAACUUGUAGAUUUCGUUCAUGUGUCGGGGGACGAUGAUGGCUCAGCCGUGAUCCGCCUGACAGCACUUCAGACUCUUGCUCGAGAUAUCCGCCACAUGCUGAUGCGCCAUGGCCGAAUCCCACUCCACCAGUUUGACAAGAUAUUCUUCGAGGUGCAUGGAGUGGAGAUGAAGCCAGCGCUGCAUGGGUUCGACUGCACCCACACCCUCCUGCAGGCCAUCCCCCAUGUUGUGUCUGUUCGAGGGAAGGGUAACCGCAAAUACGUGCAGCUCUCCCCAGCCAUUAAAGUGCCAGCUACUCUGCCAGCCUCGCUCAAAGCCAGUCCAGCUCGCAUCUUCUUUUCCGGGGACCACAAGGCACUGAAUGCUGGGAAGGGAGAGUCCUCGAACGAUUCUGGUGUCAAUGAUGCUUUAGAUGAGGAGCUUGACAGGUCCCAUGUUGAUGUACUGAGCCAGCCAGUGCCCUCUGCCAUCCCAUCCCCUGAGCUCAGACCAGAUCUUCACCAUGCCAAGGACCUCAUUCAGCUUGACUCCCCACAAGACCAAGACAUCUUGUUUCUGACUGAUGAGGAGAAGCGAGGACAGAAAACUCCGCUUUGUCUGACUCCAACAUCUGAGCUGCUGCAGUUUGCUGCCCAGUGUCUCGUCAUCCGACCACCAGAGGGAGCUGGCAGCAGUCGCAGUACGUCACCUGCUGGUGACAGCCAACAGGGACUCGCUAGAAAUAGUGCACUCACCCUGGCUGUCACGGCAACAGAAUUCGGUGACCAUGACCCUUCGUCAUCCAAUGAACUGCUGGAGCUACUUAAAGGAGGCUGGUGGAAGGCAAGUCCGGAACAACUGGAAGAAGUAAGCAGAACUUUCCGUGUUACAGCCUCGGGACGGGAGAGUCCAGCCGAUCCAGCAUUACGUAGCCAUGGACACACUCCCAGUAUAGAGCCCGCAGAGAAGUUACCUAAUGGUGAAGAGUCUAAGCCAAGUGUUAGCUUGGCUACCUCCAUCCUAAUGGAAGUCUCUGCCUCUGAAGGAGGCAGCAUCAACACCACUCUGAAGGAUGCAAGCAGCAGUUUUAGCAGUGAUGAAAGUAGUGAGCAGAAUGUUGCCCACGAUGUGUCCUUUGACGAGAUGUUUAAAAUGAGUAUGCCCCUGGAGACAAGCUCCACUAAGUCCAGCACGGGGUCGACCACCGACACCCCAGUCUCCUCACCGAGGAAGUCCCGCUCCAGGAUGGCAGCUAGGUUUGUUAACCCCAUACACAAUGACAGUGCUUGAGACAAAGAGUUGCUUGUGUAGGACAGCAUGGCUAGUGUCAGGGUGGCCCUGCAACACAAGAUGGGAAGUGUUCCAUGAAGUAUUUGAAUAAUAUCCGGUUCAUGGAGUGACACUAGAAGGAGGCCAUGUUGGAAUGUGAAGAAUGAAGUGUACUCUUACAAGAUGUAUUUGUCAGCAUGCGUGUCGCCUGGAUGAGACAUGCGGGCAGAAGUUUAUGUAAAUCCAUGAAGACUGUCACUGGGGAUGUAACAUUUUACCCUGUAAAACAAGUUUUACGCUUUUAGAGUGAUUACAAACCUAGACCUAGCAUCUUGACGACAUAUUGUAGAUUUCAUCACUGAAUUUUAGUGUUUUAAAUUAUAGUUUCACUUAUGCUUGCGUAUCUUCCUGUAUGAGAAAUGUUUUAAUUUUGGUAAUUCUUACAUGAAGAAUGUACAUGAAUUAGAAAAUGAAUUUAAUUUGAAUGUUUGGAAGUAUGUCCUAUUGAAUUAGUUUUGCCAUGUAUUGGAAAUACAAUACAGAUACCGCUGCCUCCAGGCACAAGUCACAUUGUAUCGGCUAGUCUCCAGGUACAAGUCACAUUGUAUCGGCUAGUCUCCAGGUACAAGUCACAUUGUAUCGGCUAGUCUCCAGGUACAAGUCACAUUGUAUCGGCCAGUCUCCAGGUAGGAUUAGGUUUGUGUACUUGUAUAUACCAAGUACUUGUUUCUAGUUUCCAGGACACACAAUGGGAUGUGUUGUUUAUGUUCAGUGGUGUUGUAGAGGAAGGGACAUGAUGGGACUCGCACCUAAUGACCGCAGUUGAAACCUUGCAGUGUUACUGUAUCUCAGUCUGUUGAAGAAAACAGUUUUGUUGAGUUUACAGAUAUUAUCGAAUCUAAUGAUUGCAUUAGUUUCAUGUUAACAGGGAGUUUUGAAAGCUGUUGCUGUGGUAACCACACUAAUCAAAGUGAUUCCUGAUUGGUGCCGUGAUUACACAGCUGGCUAUCUGGUUGCAGGCCAACACUGGACCAUGUAAACGCAGUAUCGCCUGCAUCAUGGUCGGCCAGGUCAUGGGUGACGUAGCUGGAUACACAAGUUCAAUGUCUUUCCCUUCUUUGGCAACUUGUCUUGUAUGUAUUACAAGUGUGAUGGUUCAUAUUUAGUUACUAAAAGUUAUUUGUACUUAUUUACUUAUUUUCGCUAUAUUAGUACAUUUUCGUAUGUAUUUCUCCAAGUGCUAAAGUGUCAUGUAGAGGUACAUGACGGUAGUGAUCUGGUACACCAUCUUACAGGUGUAAGAGGGGAUGAUGCUGGCUCUAGGCCUCAAUCUUGAGGCAAAUUCAUGAAGGAAUAGGUUUAUGAAGUGUAUUUGCAUUAAGUCCAGUUCAAGGUAAUUCCUGCAUGUGUGCAUGCAGUGUAUUGUACAUGAUUCUCAAUGAAUUUGCUGCUUUUCUAUAAUAAAAGUGCAAAAAUAUAAAAAGUUCUGAAUUUA
This is a messenger RNA of Haliotis rufescens (red abalone), 6636 nucleotides long. RefSeq names its product meiosis regulator and mRNA stability factor 1-like. Bases 312 to 5162 code for a protein of 1616 amino acids. Gene Ontology annotation, molecular function: RNA nuclease activity; mRNA base-pairing post-transcriptional repressor activity; CCR4-NOT complex binding. The record is from RefSeq and is a predicted model, not a curated record. Gene Ontology annotation, cellular component: cytoplasm; peroxisome. Gene Ontology annotation, biological process: post-transcriptional gene silencing. The transcript is spliced from 22 exons. Lineage: Eukaryota; Metazoa; Mollusca; Gastropoda; Lepetellida; Haliotidae.